GGGGUGGAAGCUGGGAGCUAGGACCCGCUGGAGGCACACGACACGCGCGACCCUCCUGGCCACUCCACUCCCCACCCUGACGUCUACCCUGGUGGAGAAGCUCCUGGGCGACGAGGCAGGCAGGCAGCUGGGACUCGGCCCCCGUCCCAUAACUCCGCUCCUGGGCGAGCUUUCGGGCCGCGAGGCCCGGGCGGGGAGGGGCCGGGCCGGGGGCGGCCUGGCAGGAAGCGGCGCGCACCUUCCGCCGCGGGAGGAGCAGGUGGCUGCCGUGCAGGUCCGGGCCCCAGGCUUCCUGUGUAGGCGCCCAUCUGCUGCUGUUUCCCGCCGGAGCUCGUUGGGCCGCCCCGGCCCGCCCGGCCCAUGGCCCAGACCCCCGACGGCAUCUCCUGUGAGCUGCGAGGAGAGAUCACCAAGUUCCUGUGGCCCAAGGAGGUGGAGCUGCUGCUGAAAACCUGGCUACCUGGGGAGGGCGCUGUGCAAAACCAUGUCCUGGCGCUGCUGCGGUGGAGAGCCUACCUGCUGCACACGACCUGCCUCCCGCUGAGGGUGGACUGCACAUUCAGUUACCUAGAGGUCCAGGCCAUGGCGCUGCAGGAGACACCCCCCCAGGUCACCUUUGAGCUGGAGUCCCUGCGUGAGUUGGUCCUGGAGUUUCCUGGUGUGGCUGCCCUGGAACAGCUGGCCCAGCAUGUGGCAGUGGCCAUCAAGAAGGUCUUCCCUUGCUCGACCCUUGGGAAGCUAUUCCGGAGGCCCACACCCGCCUCUAUGCUGGCUCGGCUGGAAAGAAGCAGCCCCUCGGAGUCCACUGACCCCUGCAGCCCCUGUGGUGGCUUUUUGGAGACCUACGAGGCUCUGUGUGACUACAAUGGCUUCCCUUUCCGAGAGGAGAUUCAGUGGGAUGUGGACACCAUCUACCAUCGCCAGGGGUGCCGCCAUUUCAGCCUGGGAGACUUCAGCCACCUCAGCAGUCGGGACCUGGCCUUGAGUGUGGCUGCCCUGUCCUACAACCUGUGGUUCCGGUGCCUCUCCUGUGUGGACAUGAAGCUGAGCCUUGAGGUCUCCGAACAGAUUCUGCACAUGAUGAGCCAGUCAUCCCACUUGGAGGAGCUGGUGCUGGAGACCUGCGGCCUAAGGGGAGACUUUGUCCGACGACUGGCCCAGGUGCUGGCAGGACACUCGAGCUCUGGGCUGCGGGAGCUAAGCCUGGCGGGGAACCUGCUGGAUGACCGAGGCAUGGCUGCACUCAGCAGAUACCUGGAGGGUUGUCCAGGAGCCCUGAGGAGACUCAACCUUGCCCAGACAGGGUUGACACUGAGAGGAAUGAGGGCUCUAGGCCAGGCACUGGCCGCCAAUGCUGCCUUCGACUCCAUCCUGACCCAGCUGGACCUUUCUGGGAACCCCGGGGCGCUAGGGCCCUCCGAGGACAGUGGGGGCCUCUAUACCUUCCUGAGCCGUCCUAACGUGCUGUCAUUCCUGAACCUCGCAGGCACUGACACCGCCCUGGACACUCUCUUCGCAGCGCUGUCCCGCGGCUGCUGCGCCAGCCUUACCCACCUCGAUGCUUCGAGGAACGUCUUCUCCCGCACGAAGUCCCGCGCCGCGCCGGCCGCGCUGCAGCUCUUCCUCAGCCGCGUGGGGACCCUGCGGCACCUGGGCCUGGCAGGCUGCAAGCUGCCGCCCGACGCACUCAGGGCCCUUUUGGAUGGCCUCGCCCUCAACAUGCACCUCCGCGACCUGCAUCUGGACCUCAGCGCUUGCGAGCUGCGCUCGGCCGGCGCCCAGGUGAUACAAGACUUAGUGUGUGACGCAGGCGCUGUGAGCUCCCUGGAUCUGGCGGAUAACGGCUUUGGCUCGGACAUGGUGACUCUGGUGCUGGCCAUUGGGAGAAGCCGGUCGCUGAGACACGUGGCGCUUGGAAGGAACUUCAACGUCCGGUGCAAGGAGACCCUGGAUGACGUCCUGCACCGGAUUGUCCAGCUCAUGCAGGACGACGACUGUCCUCUUCAGUCUCUGUCAGUGGCUGAGUCUCGGCUGAAACUGGGCGCCAGCGUCCUACUCCGAGCCCUGGCCACCAAUCCUAACCUCACCGCGCUGGAUAUUAGCGGCAACGCCGUGGGGGACGCGGGCGCCAAGUUGCUGGCCAAGGCGCUGCGGGUCAACUCGAGGCUCCGGUCUGUGGUCUGGGACCGGAACCACACAUCUGCUUUGGGCCUGCUGGAUGUGGCGCAGGCGCUGGAGCAGAACCACACCCUGAAGGCCAUGCCUCUGCCACUGAAUGACGUGGCCCAGGCGCAGCGCAGCCGCCCGGAAUUGACAGCACGUGCAGUGCAUCAGAUCCAAGCCUGUCUCUUGAGAAACAACCGUGCAGACCCUGCCUCUUCUGACCACACGGCCCACCUUCAGCCACUCAGUCUGGUCUCAGGCCCCUCAGAGCAGGAAGUGAAUGAACUGUGUCAGUCGGUGCAGGAGCAUGUGGAGCUCCUGGGCUGUGGGGCUGGGCCCCAGGGUGAAGCCGCUGUGCGCCAGGCCGAGGAUGCCAUCCAAAAUGCCAACUUCUCUCUCAGUAUUCUCCCCAUUCUAUAUGAAGCUGGAAGCUCCCCAAGCUAUCACUGGCAGCUUGGGCAGAAGCUGGAGGGCCUUCUGGGACAUGUGGGCGAGGUCUGCCGCCAGGACAUCCAGGUGAGUUGGUACUCCUGCCCCAGCCCCACCACAAUUUGCAGGUUUGAUCCCCAUCCUAUAGUUUUAACUGUUACAUCCCCUGACUCAUAUUCAAUUGGAGUUGGAGCCUCAAGCCACCAGCCUGGUGUCUGGCCACAUCCUCACCAUGCUCUGAUCUUUGUCCAGGACUUCACUCAGGCCACCCUGGACACAGCAAGGAACCUCUGCCCACAGAUGCUACCAGGAUCCAGCUGGAGGGAGCAGCUAGAGGGGGUUCUGGCAGGCUUGAGGGGCCUCCCGGAGCUGCUCCCAGAGCAGCUGCUGCAAGAUGCCUUCACUCGACUCAGGGACAUGCGGCUAUCAAUCACCGGGACCUUGGCAGAGAGCAUUGUGGCUCAGGCUUUGGCAGGCCUGAGUGCAGCCCGGGAUCGGCUGGUGGAGAAUCUGGCUCAGCAGGCAACAGUGACAAUGCCCCCUUCCCUACCGGUUCUGAAUGGAGGUCAACCCAGCCCCCUUGAGCCCGGGGAAUUGGAAGGUCUUUUCUUCUCCAAGGAGGAGAAGGAAGAAGAGGAGGAAGAGAAGGAUGACAGUCCUGCACGGAAAUGGCCUGAGCUCAGCCAUAGUCUUUACCUGGUCCCCUUCAUUCACAGUGCUGCUGAGGAAGCAGAGCCGGAGCCCGAGCUGGCGGCUCCGGGAGAAGAUGCGGAGCCGCAGGCGGGGCCAUCCGCGCGCGGCUCUCCGAGCCCUGCCACUCCCGGGCCCUCGGCUGGCCCGCUGCCCCACAUGGACCUGCCAUCCGCGGGACAGCCCCUGCGCCAUCCGACCCGGGCCCGGCCGCGGCCGCGCCGCCAGCACCACCACCGUCCGCCGCCGGGGGGCCCCCAGGUGCCCCCCGCCUUGCCGCAGGAAGGGAAUGGGCUCAGUGCCCGAGUGGAUGAGGGCGUGGAGGAAUUCUUCUCCAAAAGGCUGAUUCAGCAGGAUCACCUCUGGGCCCCGGAGGAGGACCCGGCCACUGAGGGGGGCACCACUCCUGUCCCCCGUACACUGCGAAAGAAGCUGGGCACCCUCUUUGCCUUCAAGAAGCCUCGUUCAACACGGGGCCCACGGCCUGAUCCAGAGACCAGCCCUGGGGCAGCUCCCCGAACCAGAAAAACUACAUUUGGUGACCUGCUGCGGCCGCCAACCCGUCCCAGCCGUGGUGAGGAGCCUGGUGGGGCUGAGGGGGACACCAGCAGCCCUGACCCUGCCCGAAGGAGCCGACCUCGAUACACAAGGGAUAGCAAGGCCUACUCGAUGAUACUGUUGCCUGCCGAGGAGGAGGCAAUGCUGGGUGCCAGACCUGACAAGCGGCGGCCCCUGGAGAGGGGAGAAACAGAGUUGGCUCCAUCCUUUGAACAGCGGGUACAAGUGAUGCUGCAGAGGAUAGGCGUCAGCCGAGGCAGCGGGGGUGCUGAAGGCAAGAGGAAGCAAAGCAAAGAUGGCGAGAUCAAGAAAGCUGGCUCAGAUGGUGACAUUAUGGACAGUUCCACGGAGGCCCCUCCCAUCUCAAUGAAGUCCCGCACCCACUCUGUGUCUGCUGACCCCUCCUGCAGACCUGGCCCAGGAAGCCACGGGCCUGAGUCUGCCACCUGGAAGACACUGGGGCAGCAGUUGAAUGCAGAGCUCAGGAGCCGUGGGUGGGGCCAACAGGAUGGUCCAGGCCCUCCCUCCCCUGGUCAAAGCCCAAGUUCCUGCAGAGCCAGCCCCUCCCCAGACAGCCUGGGCCUCCCAGAGGACCCCUGCUUGGGCCCCAGGAGUGAAGAUGGCCACCUGAGGCCAAGGCCUCUCUUGGCAGGGCGGCGAGCAGUGUCUGUGCACGAGGACCAGCUCCAGGCCCCUGCUGAACGGCCCCUGAGGCUGCAGCGCUCCCCCGUCCUCAAACGCAGGCCGAAGCUCGAGGCACCUCCAUCCCCAAGCCUAGGAUCUGGACUUGGAACCGAGCCUCUGCACCCAAAGCCCACAGAGCCCUCCAGCCCUGAGAGGAGCCCACCCUCCCCAGCCACAGACCAAAGAGGCGGCGGUCCCAAUCCCUGAUCCUCUCCUCUCCUGCCGCAUGAGAUUAUUUUAUUAAAAAACUCGAAGCAGAGUGUG
Molecule: messenger RNA, 4788 nt
Organism: Saimiri boliviensis boliviensis (Bolivian squirrel monkey)
Lineage: Eukaryota; Metazoa; Chordata; Mammalia; Primates; Cebidae
Source: RefSeq, a predicted model, not a curated record